This is a messenger RNA of Maudiozyma saulgeensis, 2316 nucleotides long. The record is from the annotation of a GenBank genome assembly. Lineage: Eukaryota; Fungi; Ascomycota; Saccharomycetes; Saccharomycetales; Saccharomycetaceae.
AUGUCCAAUCAAAUAUAUUCUGCCAAGUAUUCCGGUGUGGAUGUGUAUGAAUUUAUUCAUCCCACAGGUUCCAUUAUGAAAAGGAAAAAAGAUGACUGGGUUAAUGCAACACAUAUUCUAAAGGCAGCUAACUUUGCAAAAGCGAGAAGAACCAGAAUUCUAGAGAAGGAGGUCCUGAAGGAAACCCAUGAGAAAGUUCAAGGUGGGUUCGGUAAAUAUCAAGGUACUUGGGUACCUUUAAAUUUAGCUGAAAAUCUAGCAAAAAAAUUUAGCGUAUAUGAAGAAUUAAAACCACUUUUUGAUUACAAGCAUGUAGCCGGAAUGGAAUCGCCUCCUCCAGCACCUAAGCAUCACCAUACAUCUAGAGCUGAUUCAAAGAAGAAAGCUACGAAGAGUGCUAGUAUGUCAGCGUUAACAGAUAAGAAAGCCACAAGAACUGCAGUUACUCCUGCUGAUGGAAACCCAGUCGUAACUAGAAGAAGAGGGAGACCUCCCAAAGCAUUGCAAGAGAAGAGGAUACUAGGGACCGGAACUGAUUUACAAAGAGCUCAAAGUGAUAUGGCCUUUUCAAGAACCACAGGUACCGCACCUACAGUUAAACUAAAUGAUAGUUCCUCAACUAGAAUGUUAGCGAUGGACCAAGCAAAAUCAAAUAUUAUUCAAUACAAACCUCAGUUUAAGGAAAUUGAUAUUGACGAUGGAUUAUCAAGUGAUAUAGAACCACAAGGAAACGAACUUGAAGCAAACAAGAAUGGUCAAAAUAUAAAUACAAAUGAUCAGGCAGGUCGUCAUGAACCAUCCCUGUCGGUUGCCUCAUCUCCUUCAUUACCUACUUCUCCAAGUGAUUUUUCCGAUGCAAAUCCAUUCGACCAACAAAGAUUUGGAGAUAUAGGAACAUCACCAAUUGUAUCAUCUAUUCCAAAAUACCCUGUUCAAAUGAGACCACCUAGUACAGACAUAAACGAUAAAGUUAACAAUUAUUUGUCAAAAUUAGUUGAUUAUUUUAUCUCUAACGAAGUACGUCUCAAUAAACCAGUUCCACAAGAACUUUUAACCCCUCCAGCAAAUAGUAGUCCUUAUAUUGAUGCGCCAAUUGACCCUGAACUCCAUACAGCAUUUCAUUGGGCAUGCUCCAUGGGUAACUUAUCGAUCGUGGAGGCGUUAAGUGAUGUUGGAGUCAGUACACGUUCUUUAAACAGUAAAGGUCAAACACCAUUAAUGAGAAGUGCAAUGUUUCAUAAUUCGUACACGAAGAGAACAUUUCCAAGAAUAUUUCAAUUGUUACAUGAAACUGUUUUUGACGUAGAUUCUAAUUCCCAAACAGUAAUUCAUCACAUCAUAAAAAGAAAAUCAACCACGCCAUCCGCUGUAUAUUAUUUGGAAAUUUUAUUAUCUAAAAUAAAGGAUUUCGCACCACAGUAUCGUAUAGAACUGUUGCUAAAUGUACAAGAUAACAAUGGGGAUACAGCCUUACAUAUUGCAGCAAGGAAUAAUGAUAAAACAUUUUUUGAUAUACUUGUUCAAAGUGGUGCCUUAACCACUACUCAAAACAGAGAGGGCCUUACUCCUGAUGCCAUAAUGAAUAUGCACUAUCAGGAACAACUAAAUAUGCUGGAUAAUAAUCAAGUUAGUAAUGUAUCGGCAGUGAGAUCUACUUCAAAUAGAAGUCAUAAUAUUCUUAACUUGGAAGGUGCAAUGAUGUCACCUGGUGAUUUUGUAAUGUAUCCGUCACAGGCUGCCACAAGACUGUCAAGAGGGUUUCCAAAGAUCAUUAAGUCGAUGAAGGAUCUCGCAGAACAGUACAACGAAAAUCAUACUAAUCAAGAUAAAGAAGUUCAGAAUUUGGAAAAAACAUUGGAGUUUAUUAAGACAAACAUCAAAGGAAUAAAUUCUAGAACAAUAGAAAUUUUGAAUAAUGGUGACAAGAAGGAUCAAGGAUAUAAGACCCCAAAUGUUAUAUUGCUCACAAAGCUAAGAGAGAAUGAGAAAUUAAUCUCUGAUAUAAAAAUAAAUAAACAAAAAUUGAGAGAUGACAUGAACAAGAGACAACGUCUUGUUUUGAAUAAGCAUCUGAAGGAUAGUUCAGGAAUAGAUAUACCCAGUGGUAGUGAAAACAGAUUGAAAUUAGCAGUUGAACUAAGUAUAUUACAAGGCAGCAGGAAAAGGAAGAUAGAUCAGAUUAUCAGUAUCGUUGAAGAUAAUUUAAAGAUACACAAAUACAGAAAAAUGAUAAGUGAGGGAACAGAAAUAGCUAUUCCUGACGUAGACAAUUGUCUAGAUGUGAUUCUCCAAACAUUAAGUCGGAGUAAUUCAUGA